AUGUUAGGCGGCGAUGGUGAUGACGUUGGCGACAAUGACAAGACCCUUUUCGCUCCUCCGCUCUUUCCGUUUCCAUUUGGAUGUUUGUGGUGGAGUGGUUUGUGUGAAUGGUGCUGGUGCGGCUGUGCUGUGAUGGCUGACUGCUUGCUGCUGAACACGUUGAUCAAGUCGGUGAGGACAGGUCGAUCUCGCUCACGGCGACCACCACCACGCGACCUUGAUCAUGGAUCAGCUGUUCCACAAGAUUCAGUUACAGGUCAUUACAAGAAUCAAGCAUAUGAUGAAGCACUGGUCAAUGGAAAUAAGAUCGUUGCAUUUCCUAGCGUAGCGAUGUAUGAAUCAUCGUGUAAUGAUGUUGUAACUCAGCAGCAACAGAAGGCGCCAACAAAUCCACCUCACUGGUAUAAAAUAGAGGACAGCGAUGUUGUGAAACAACUUCUUAAGGAAAAUGAUGCUUUGCGUAAGGAAUUGGUGGAAAAAGAUAGGACAAUCAGUAAAUUAAAAGCUCAGAUGUUACUUCAUUGA
This is a messenger RNA of Brugia pahangi, 525 nucleotides long. The record is from the annotation of a GenBank genome assembly. Lineage: Eukaryota; Metazoa; Nematoda; Chromadorea; Rhabditida; Onchocercidae.